CCCACAGCCAAGUCAACUCCUCUCAGGGUGGGCCCGUGUAGCCUAGUCCACGCGCAAGAGCGAUGGCCUUUCCGGCCUUCCCGGCGCGGGGCGCCCACGUGGUGCUGCGGGACUCCGAGGGCGCCCAGAAGGUCUUCUUUCUCGGGGCAAACUGCCAGGACCUGCGGAUGGGCAAGUACCCAGCCAUCCCUCUGGACACGGUGCUCGCAACGCCCUACGGCGCAAUCUUGAGGCGCGAGGCCAAUGGAAAGUGGCAGCGCCAUCGGCACAGCUCAGGGGAAGCGGAUACAGCAGACGCCGAGGUGCAAGAGAACAACCAGCACCUUGCACAGGACAACAGCGCCCAGUCGCUGACACCCUCAGAUGUGAGAGAUUUGAAGAAGACGUGCUCGGGUGAUGCUGUGGUGGAGGCCCUUGCGUCCAACAGCGCCACCUUUGCGUCAAAAACCAAGUUCGCCAAGGAGAAGUACCUCAAAAAGAAGGCACAAAAGCACGUGCAGCAGGUGACUUUUUUGCGGCCCAGCGCCAUGGAGCUGUGCGAGACCUACUACAAGGCCUCCAGGAGCAAGGUCUGUGGCUUGCGCUACGACUACUUGUCCUCCAUCUUGUGCCAGGCUGAUGUGCGAAGCGGUGGUCGGUAUUUGGUGCUGGACUGCGCCGCUGGACUGGUCACCGGGGCCAUGGCGCAGCAGCUGGCCGGAGUCGGCCAGGUCUUCCGGGUCUUCAAGGGCGGCUUCCCGGAGAAGGGCUUCUUCGAGUUGGACCUCUCAGAGGCGGAGAAGGCUGCGGUGCGGCCCAUCGCCGUGGAGGCGCUCUCAAGCCACGAGCCCUUCUCCACGGAGUGGCUGAGACCAGCGAGUAACGCAGAAGCCGAAGAGCCCGUCGCUGCGGGCCGCGCGGAGGCGCGGGCCACCAGGGCGCGGCAGCGCAAGGCGGACUUCGAGUCGCUGGAGGCGCAACCGGUGCACGGCCUUCUCAUCGUGGCCGGGGAGGAUGAGCUAGACCUUGCCAUGGAGGUGUUGGAGGUGUGUUUGCCGCGGCUGUCGCCGGGCGGGCGCGCAGUGCUGUUCGGCCAGCACAUGCAGCCCAUGGCGGCCCUGCAGGGCCAAUGGCGUGCCUCUGGAGGCUUUGUGGAUGUGCGGCUCAUGCAGCUCUUCACUCGCGAGUUCCAGGUCUUGCCCGCCCGCACACACCCCUUCAUGGUGUCGGAGUCUCAGCUCUGCGAGGGCUUCAUCCUGUGCGCCAGCAAGGUGGACAACACUGCGGCUGGGACGGACUGAGGGGGCCCGAGGAACCGCCCGCGAAGCGAGUCUGCAGCUGACCCACGCGAUGCGAAGCCGAGUCGCAU
Effrenium voratum is the source of this 1348-nucleotide messenger RNA. The record is from the annotation of a GenBank genome assembly. Lineage: Eukaryota; Dinophyceae; Suessiales; Symbiodiniaceae.